Messenger RNA from Photinus pyralis (common eastern firefly), 2145 nucleotides. It is a transcript of the gene mrj, whose product is annotated as dnaJ homolog subfamily B member 6-B. Gene Ontology annotation, molecular function: Hsp70 protein binding. Lineage: Eukaryota; Metazoa; Arthropoda; Insecta; Coleoptera; Lampyridae. The transcript is spliced from 8 exons. The coding region runs from base 445 to 1272 and encodes 275 amino acids. The record is from RefSeq and is a predicted model, not a curated record.
UUCGUAUGUUUGGGGUCGCCUGCCUAGCUCCGUGCGUCCGUGCAGUCCGUUUGCCGAUCGUUGUUCGUUGUACGCGCAGCUGAUGUUACCUCGUCCUGCGUGUGGCUGUCUGUAGUCUGCUGUACAUUGUCCUCUUGUAGUGUUUAACAAAGCAACCUCGCUAGGCUUUAAUAGUAGUAGUGUUUUAGUGAUUUCCUUAAUAAUUAUCUUCCUAUUACGCGUACUAAACGUUGUUUUUAGUGUGAUGCUUCUGUUUAUUUCCAAGUGAUCGCCUAAUCAAUUGGAUAUCAGUUAAUAACUGACGAAUUAAAGGUGAGCCAAUCGAGUAGCGGCGGUGGCUGUCUAUAAUCGAUUUUUGGAUAAGGCACAAUUUGGAGAUUUACUGAUUUACAGCUCUUGUAAUUAACAACACUGGGGCGCAAAGAAAAUUAUUCCAGCGCCGCGAUGGUGGACUAUUACAAAGUCCUUGAUGUGCCACGCGGUGCGAGCACUGCUGACAUUAAAAAAGCAUACAGAAAAUUGGCACUAAAAUGGCAUCCAGAUAAAAAUCCAAACAACUCAGAAGAUGCAACCAAGAAGUUUAAAGAAAUUUCAGAAGCGUACGAAGUUUUAUCCGACGAAUCAAAACGAAAAAUCUACGACAACCGUUUCUAUCAAAGGGCAAGCACCAACAAAUCUUCACGUAGCUUUAGAAGCUACUUUGACACCCACACUCCCUUUCACCGAAGUUUUGAAAAAAAGAGAAGAGUAUACGACCAGUAUGGCAAAGAAGGGUUGAUGAGCGGAGCGACACGUUCACGAACCCGACACGACGAUGACUUCGAUUUAGGCUUUGGUUUCUUUACAUUCCGAGAUCCAGAAGAUGUAUUUAGAGAAUUUUUUGGUUCUCCUGUUAGUGAUCUCUUAGCGGAUUUACAUGGACAUCACGACCACCGAGGUAGGCGAGGAAAUCGUCACUCUCAUCCACAGAACGCCGUAAGUUCGACCAUAUUCAACCCAUUCGGUUUCGGUUUAGGUUUUGGCAAUUCACUUAUGGAUGACUUGUUUCACAAUGGCUCUCCCGGCUUUUCAUCGUUUAGUAGCUCCUUCUCCAAUGGCACGAAUGGACAUACAAAUAUUAAGAAAACAUCGACGUCCACGCGUUUUAUAGAUGGCAAGAAAAUUACAACAAAAAAAGUGUACGAAAAUGGGAAGGAGACAGUGGUAACGUACGAGAAUGAUGUAAUGAAAUCAAAGACUGUCAAUGGGGUUCCUCAAAGUCUUACUUAUUAAUGGAGUGUACAUUCGAUAAGGGAGUUUACGUUGUUUUUAGAUAUUUAAAAUCUUUUGUUAUUGCACGAAUAUUACUACAUAUUUUCAGGAAGUAGCUAAUAACAAAAUUGUCAAUAUGUAUCCAAGAAGACUUACUUAAACGGCUUUGUUCAUUCUUAUGUGAAUAAAUAUUAUAAUUCUGUUUUCAGAAUUCAUUAAUGUAUCUUUGUUAAUAAGAGUUAGAUUUUGAAUUAAACAAAAUUCACACUUUGAGCACUUUUACGAAAUCAUAUUUACCGGAAGUGUGCAGAGGAAAGAGCGUGUCCAGAGUUCCAAUUUGCCAAAGUGAUAUCAACGGUUUUAAAAAGUAUUUUCUCUGUAAUACGUUUUUACCAUUUAGCUUCUGCUUGUAAGUAAUAAAAUGUUUAAUGGUACUGAAAAUGCUACUGACGUUUAGUUGAUUAGAAAUGUGAAAAAACUGCUCAGGUUUGUACUUUAGUUUUGAUUAGUUUUUCUCAUAGGUUUAAAUUUAAUAUACGAUUAAGUAGUAAGUAUUUAUUAGGUUUCUAAGUAUCUUAAUUAUUUUAUUGUGUUUUAUUAGGAAAUAUUGGACGUUUGACUGAAGUACAGUCGAUUUUUUUACAACUAAAUCUUUAAUUUGGUUUAACUAUUAUUUGAUGAAUUUUUUUUGACCUACAGAAAUGUAACUGAUUAAAUGUGGUCACUGUAAGAUGGUGGUAUAUCUAUUGUAUUUCAAUUCAAUAUUUAUUGCGCGAAAUAAAAGUUGUAAAGUUCAUACUACUGCACACCGAGAUGUAAAUGUUACGCAAUAUAUUAUGUGUGCUUAGAUUGUGUCUACAGAAAUGUAUUAUAAUGACCAUAUUUAGAAACAAA